CCCAACAACGCCACAGGAAGCUGUGAGAGGAUUUAAUGUCUUGGCUUUACCUCACGUUGCUUUAUUGUACAUAACAAGACCAUGUAUCAGACAGAUUUUUUUUAGAUAAAAAGUGUCGAGAAACAAUCCAAGGCUGUCCAUUUGUUUUUUUUAAAACCUCAGUGUGGCGCAGUAAUUGUGCAAAUUGUUUUACUUUAUGAAGGCUGGUAAAGUGUAAUUUAGCCAGAAAUCCUUGUUUCUCUAGCUAGCGGUUAGCUAAUCUAGCCUAACGCUACCUAAUCUGGUACGUCUAAAGCAUAUAAAGCAGAAGUGCUUUGGAAAAGCGAAUCGGGACACAGGAUGGCUUCUAGAGGCAAAUCAGAAACGGGUAAGCUAAAGCAGAACAUGGAGGAGCAACUGGAUAGGCUAAUGCAACAACUUCAAGAUUUAGAGGAAUGCAGAGAAGAGCUUGACAAUGAGGAAUACGAGGAAACAAAAAAAGAGACAUUGGAGCAGUUGAGUGAGUUCAAUGAGUCAUUAAUGAAGCUCAUGUCGGGGAACAUGACCCUUGUUGAUGAACUAGGAGGGAUGCAACUGGCUAUCCAAGCUGCCAUUAGCCAGGCGUUUAAGACCCCUGAAGUUAUUCGACUGUUUGCUAAGAAGCAGCCCGGACAGUUAAGGACACGGCUAGCAGAGAUGGACCGUGAUAUGAUGGUGGGGAAACUUCCUAGAGACCAGUACACUGAGCAGAAAGUAGAGAUCCUAUCAGCUCUGAGAAAACUGGGAGAGAAGCUUACAACUGAGGAUGAUGCUUUUCUUGCAGCAAAUGCUAGUGCAACUCUCAGCCAAUUUGAGAAGAUUUCUGCUAACCUGGGAUCAGAAGAUAAAAUAAUGGCCUUAGCAAGUUCUGGAGUUGAAAAGACCUCAGCCUAGGGAUGCUGAUGUUAUAUAAAUGCUGUUAAUUCUUAAAGGUGUUUUAAUGUGAUAUGUAGUCCUACAGAUCAGAUCACAAUUUUUAGGUGCCAUUCAACGAAAUAUGUUUUUAAAUCAUGUACUUAUUUGGACAGUCAACCUGAAUAAUCUUACUCAAGAUAAUCUCUUUUAACUAAUGUAUGCUUGUAUACAUAUUCGGUACGAUAGCUGCGAUCAGGAAUCCUCAGAAUGUCAGAUGAAAUGUAUAGUAUGUACAUUUGCAACACCCUUCACAUUUUUCAGCUAACGGUCGACAGAUUUCAACAGUUUUGAGUGUUCAAAACUGCAUGCUUUUGCUUUGCUUCUAUUAGGAAUGUAUUGGGCUCUGGCCAUGUAAGUUAUGGUUGCGUGGUUAUAAAAUGAGUAAUAAUUGUAUCUUCUAUGUAUUCUGUAUAGAAGUGGUUCAACUAAUGUUGAAUAAUAAUGUUUUGUAUGAUAGUACAAAAGUUGCUCAGAAAUGGCAGCAUCUGGAAAGUUGCAGUCAUUUCUUUUUCUUUGUUUUACCAUUUGUAAAAAUACAUAAAAUGUGCAUUUAUCAUU
This is a messenger RNA of Electrophorus electricus (electric eel), 1491 nucleotides long. RefSeq names its product leucine zipper and CTNNBIP1 domain containing (gene lzic). The record is from RefSeq and is a predicted model, not a curated record. Lineage: Eukaryota; Metazoa; Chordata; Actinopteri; Gymnotiformes; Gymnotidae. Gene Ontology annotation, molecular function: beta-catenin binding.